Molecule: messenger RNA, 1480 nt
Organism: Polistes canadensis
Lineage: Eukaryota; Metazoa; Arthropoda; Insecta; Hymenoptera; Vespidae
Exons: 3
Coding region: 407-988 (193 amino acids)
Source: RefSeq, a predicted model, not a curated record
GCACAAUUCAUCCCAAUAUGGAUUCCCGAGUUGGGCAAGUCUUCCAGCAACGUGACGGUGAUUUUUAACCCUAUAUCUGAAAUCUAACACUCGUAUCAUUUUAUUCGAGAUAAAUUAAAAAUACUUGACAGUUCCGUGUACUAGUACAUAUGUUGAGGGUUAAUCAUUUGAAGAUAAUUUCGUCUUAGAAAUAUAAACAUAAGAAAAUUAUUUAGUAUCUCAACGGAACACGUUUGUUGAGGAUCAACGUUUGACAAUUUUUAAUUGUAAUUAAUAUAAAAUACCAUCGCGUAAUCGAGCCUAAACGUUUGAUCGGCAAUAAUUACGUAAUUAAUUAAUUGAUUCAUCAAAGUUACAUGUUCGUAGUUAGAGAUUCCUAAAGUAGCUACGUAAUUGAUCCUGUAUAAUGUCCGAAGCCUACAAUUAUGCUUGCGAGAGAGCAGAAUUACUCGGUUUGCCUAUUCCAAAUUUCGAUGAAUGGACUGAAAAUCAAAAAGCACAGGAAGCUAAUAGUGCCGAACCCGGGGACGAUGAUGACGCGAUCCUUCAGAAUUUGGACAGCUCGAACGAAAGUGCGCAAAGAGUUAGCGGUGGAUUGGACGAAUUGAAUACCAUCCUCAAUGUAACUCAAAAAAAAAUCAACAGAUUUAAGAACGUUUGCGGCAGUCUGAGUACGUUGCUGAAAGUAAGGGUAGGAUCACGUAGUGGUACACCGAAUCAUAAAUCAUUGGAACAUGAUAAAGGAAAAGAAGGACAAGUAACGAUACCAGCGGAAGAAGAAAGCAUGACGGUCGAUUUAUCGGAGAAUUCGAAAAAUCCAAUAAUUACCGAGGAAAGUAGCGACAGCAUUGCUAUGUCUAAAAAAAUUGACAUCAAUGAAAAAAUGGGCUCGCAUUUGAACAAAUUAGAAUCUUUGAUAACGAAAGCCGAAAAUGCUCAAUACAGUAUGCAACAUCAGACGAAACAAAUGAAAAAAAUUUUAAAAUAAUUUUACUAUUCCAAUAUAUUGAUUUCGCUGUAAUAAUACUAUCGAAAUAUCUGUCUAGUUUCAUUUUUAUCUACUAUUGGACUAUCUUGCAAUGAAAUAUCUACGUCAUUUGAUAAUAAGUUAUUACGCGAUAACGUUAAAGCUUGAUACAUAUGUAUUUAUAUCGUUAUUAUGCAUUGAAAUAUUUAAAAUGAAGACGUUACAAUUAACAAUUUGAAAAAAUUUUAAUUGCAAUGAUUAGAUAGAAACAAAGGCAUUUCCGAGAAUUGCAAAUAUUUUUAUGAAUCUAUACGUUAUAAUCGUAAGAUCUGUAAUUAAUUUAAUAUAAGUACAAAUUUGUUAAUUAACGAAGGGGAAUGAUCCUCGUAAUUGUUUAUUACGUCGUUCGACGUAAAACAUUGUUAGAUUUGUUGCCAGAUAGAUGUGCUACUACUCGACAAAAUCAAAUCGUAUAUUCAAACUUUAUUAGAUAAUUCAAUUUCGCUGAUUCAU